This is a messenger RNA of Macroventuria anomochaeta, 787 nucleotides long. RefSeq names its product Isochorismatase hydrolase. The coding region runs from base 70 to 753 and encodes 227 amino acids. The transcript is spliced from 2 exons. NCBI's taxonomy places the organism in Eukaryota, Fungi, Ascomycota, Dothideomycetes, Pleosporales, Didymellaceae. The record is from RefSeq and is a predicted model, not a curated record.
CGCUACUUGAUGCAGCUGUCGUAGACACCACCAAGACAGCACACUCACCCCUAUAGCAAUUACUACAACAUGUCAUUCAGGCCUGCACUCGUCGUCGUAGACGUGCAGGAAGACUUUUGCCCUCCGAACGGCGCCCUGGCAGUCACAGGCGGGCGCGACAUCGUGCCUACCAUUAACGAGCUGCUGUCCCUUCCCUUCGCCCUGCGAGUCGCGACCAAAGACUUCCACCCGCAAGACCACAUCUCGUUCGCCUCGAACCACCCUGCGCCCAACAACAAGCCGUUUGUCUCAACGGCGACCAUCGAGAACCCGCUGAACCCAGCUGAGACACAGGAGACACAGCUGUGGCCUGACCACUGCGUGCAGGGCACCAAAGGCGCAGAGCUGCUCACGGAGCUUGACGUCAGCAAGGUGGACCGCAUUGUAGAGAAGGGCCAGGACAAGCGCGUGGAGAUGUACUCGGCCUUUGCAGACCCAUUUCCUAGUCCAUGCUCUCAGAGUGACCUGGCAGACACGCUGAAGAAGGCGGGUAUCACGGAUGUCUAUGUUGCGGGUCUGGCUGCCGAUUACUGCGUUAGGUUCACGGCGCUCGAUGCGCAGAAGAAUGGCUUCAAGACAUGGGUCAUCGGCGAGGCUACCAAGGCAGUCGAUCCGUCAUCGCUGGACGAAGUCUACAAAGGGUAUGAGGAGGCUGGUGUCACGCUGAUUGGAAAGGAUGACAAGCAGAUACAGAGGGUGAUGGGGCUUGCAUAGAGAAGUACUUCAGUAGAUGCAGCAUGCAAAUGAA